CCCUCCCUCCCCCGCCCUCCUAUAGCUUGGAGCCAUGCAGUCGUUCAGCAGAGAGAGGAGCGGUUUCCACGGCAACCAGCCCUGCUACCAGCAGGAGCACCAUGAAUUAUCACGCCUGGAGAGCUACCGACAGCACCCCCACCACGGACAGACCAGGCAGGUCUACGAGGCGCACGCCCUGGCCACCGCUACAGGGAUGCCCCCAGCGGGACCAGGGGCCGGACCUGGACCAGGAAGUGGACCCAUACCUGGACCUAAGGACUGUUACAGCCAGCAGGCAUACCCUGGAUACCCCCAGGGCAAUGGAGGCGGUGUGGGUGGUGGUGUGGGUGGUGGAGGAGGUUCAACGGCUCAUGAUAAGAAGRCUUACAGUGGGGGGAGCCAAGGGCCUCCUCCCACUCCCCAGCAUGUGCAGGCGGGCGGCUACAGCAAUCACAUGGGCCCGGGGGGAUACCCGGCCCAGUAUAUGAGCGAGGGCCACCUCCAGCAGUCUAAGUGGGACGACCCAGCUCAGCUAGCUCAGUACGAGCAGGAGAUGGUAGGCAGGAUGGAGCCGGGUCCCCCUGGGUCCUCCCAGUAUCUGGACCAGAACAUGCUGGCUCACUCCCAGAGCCAGUGUCACCAGCCCCACCAGGCCUCUGCUCCGGUCUACACAAGCCCACACCACCAGCCCCAUCCCGCAAACCCAGGCCAGACCCCGUUGAUGUACCCCCAGAGCCACCUCCACUACCCCCAACACCCCCCGUCCCCMUCGCCAUCCUCCUCCUCCUACAUGGAGAAGUGCAGCCCCAUGCCCCACUGUUACAAGGGAUAUAGUAUGCCGCCCAGCUCCCAGUACACUAGGCAGAUGGGCAGCCACAGUGGUCUGAAGCAGGGGGGAUACCGCCCGCCACCCCAGAACAGUUACAGCUACCAACAGACUCCCUCCAGGGGUGGCUACGAGCCACAGCCCCCACUACAAGGCAUGCCCACUCCCCAGGAGACCCACCCCAAAUACCAACACUUCAGCCAGCCCCAGCAGAACUACUGUCUGUCCGAGCUGUCCGUCAGAUCCCCUGAGCAGUACUACCAGACAUGUAGUCCUGCCUCCAGCCACUCCCCUGCACGCUCUGUAGGCCGCUCACCCUCCUACAGCUCCACCCCUUCCCCUUUGAUGACCAAUCCAGAGAGCUUCCAGUACAGCCAGCCACCAAUGACCCCAGGGGCGGCUUCUUCGUCCUCCUCUUCCUCAGCGGGUCUGCAGGACCAGGGCUUGCUGAUGCCGCCACGCUCCCACCCGUCCUCGUCCCCCAACGUGGCCCACCCAACCCCACAGCACAGCUACACACAGGGGGUMUCCAUGAAGGAGCGCUUCUCUGAGAAGCUGCUUGCCAACCCCAGCCUGUGGAGCCUGAAUGCCCUCACCUCUCAGGUGGAGAACAUCUCCAACAAUGUGCAGCAGCUGCUGCUCUCCGAGGCCAUGGUCGCCAACAAGAAGGGGGGCAAGCGCAGCAGCAUUGGGAGCAGUGGAGGCAGCUCCUCCAAGAAGGAAGAGGUUUACAAAGGAGUGCCAGGAGGCCCCGAGGGUCAGCAUGGUGKGGGCCCCAUGCAKGACCUCUACAGCACCAACCAGCACCAACUCGUCCCCAUGGAGAUGCAGGAGGGGGGGUACUCCAGUAGUUCUGAGGAGCAGCUGGAGAGGGGGUACUACUAYUGCGGCCAGGGCAGGAGCCCAGCUCAGGCCCCCAACAACACACACUUGGGCCUGGACACGGCCUCAUCCUGCUCCAUGACCUCUCCGGAUGACAUGUCCACCCGGUCUGGUGACUCUGUGUCCKGCCUGCAGAGCGCGGCUUCCAGGGACAACAUGACCCCUGACCCCAGGUCACAGGGGAGUCACGAACCCCGACAAACCCCCAUGAAGAGCGUGGGGGAUGAGAGGUCCCCCGUGAGUGUGACGAUUCCCAGCCCCAUGAAGCAGGAGAGCCAGUCCCCUCCAGACAUCCAACGUCUUGGCUUGCCACUGAAGGAAAACUUUGAGGAGUUGGCCUGGACAGAGAAAAUAGCAGACUACGAGGAUGAUGGCGUGAAAAAGACCUCCGACAGCGAGAGUGGCUGCAGAGGCAGCGAUAAUGUCACAGACACCUCUGAGAAGCGGGAGAAAUGGCCAGAGGACGAGAAAGGCCCAGCRCUGUAUAGCAAGAUCAACAAAGCAGUGACCGAGGGAAAGAGCUACUGCUACGACGAGAACAUGUACCACAAGAUACAAARCAAAUAUGACCGAGGCAAGGGGGACUCGGCGGAUAAGUCCCCAAGCCUCUCAGACUCCAGCCACAAGGGAGACCUGGGCCAGGAGAUGAAAUCGGAGGCCUUCAAAUCCGAAUCUCCCACUGACUCUGAGAGCUCAGUGAAGACAUCCCCCUAUAUUUCCAGGGGUGACCUUGACCAAGAUCAAUAUUUAACAGAGAAGGAAGACAGCUCGGAGAACACAUCCCCUACCCCACRGGGCGAGGCUUUGGACCAGAGGCUCUCYGCCUCAGAGAAGAGAGAGAGCAGAGAAGAAGAGGAGGAUGAGGAGGAGGGGGAGGAGGAGAGAAAGCAGAACUCCAUAUCUUCUCCUCUGUCUGCUGAGGAGAGAGAGGGAGAAGAGAGUGAGAGCCUGCCAUCGACUGAGGAGGUCCUCAACGAUAGAACGAGCCCACAGGAGGAGCCUUCUGGAGAACUGUGCAGCAGAACAGAAGGCCAGACCUGGCUGAGCCUCAGCCUUACAGUAACACAAGCCUGCAGAGACAGAAAGCCAAGCAGCACAACCGGACGCAACAGCACAGCCAGCAGAAUCCCCAGAAAGUGGGUCAGCCAUUUGUGACACUCCACCCCAGUCUCAC
Molecule: messenger RNA, 2864 nt
Organism: Salvelinus sp. IW2-2015
Lineage: Eukaryota; Metazoa; Chordata; Actinopteri; Salmoniformes; Salmonidae
Product: retinoic acid-induced protein 1
Biological process (GO): regulation of transcription by RNA polymerase II; circadian regulation of gene expression
Cellular component (GO): nucleus
Source: RefSeq, a predicted model, not a curated record